AUGAAGACAACAAAUACAAUUCCUAUAAAAUUACCACAUAUAUCAGUAUCGAAACGUGGCCGUCAAACAAAUCAAUUACAAUUUAUGUCAAAAGUUUUAUUCAAAACUUUAUGGAAACAUGAAUUUUCUUGGCCAUUUCAAAAACCAGUUAAUGCUGCUAAACUUCAUUUACCUGAUUAUCAUAAAAUCGUCAAAUAUCCAAUGGAUCUUGGUACAAUAAAAAAACGUCUCGAAACUAAUUAUUAUUAUAGUGCUAAAGAAUGUAUAACAGAUUUAAAUAUGAUGUUUACUGAUUGUUAUUUAUAUAAUAAACCAGGCGAAGAUGUUGUCAUUAUGGGUGCAACACUUGAAAAAGUUUUUUAUGAAAAAUUAGCUGAAAUGCCGUCAGAUGAAUUUGAAAUUGUACCUAAUGCAUCAAAAACAACAGGUUCAAAAGUUCUUGGACAAGUAAAUUCAUCAGUAUCAAUUAUUUCACCAUCAACACCAAGUGAAAGUAUAAAUUCUCCAUUAGCAUCUCCAUCAACUCCAUCAAUGGCAACACGUGCUGCAUCAGUCAAUAGUUCAUAUCCAAGUGGUACAAAUGUUCUAUCACGACAUCGUUCAUCAUCAGCAACAAAUCCUAGUGGUAUAACUUCACCAUUUUCACCAUCAAAUUCAAAUCAUAUUGAUCAUAAUGUACAAUCAAUGUCACCACCAUCAGUAUCACAAUCAAUGCCUAAUACAACAGCAAUACGUCCAACUAAUCCUGUAGCAGCAGCUAAAAUUAUAAAUGAAACACCUGUAGAUACAUCAACAUCAAGUUCAAAACGAAAAGGUGAUAUGACUGAUGAUACAAAUAAUAAUGAUCAAAAUAAAAUAACUGCUCGACGUGAUAGUGCAACAAGACGUACGAAUAGUGUUAGUGGACCAAUUAAGAGAACGAAAUAUGAUAGUAGUUUUUCUAUGGAAUCAAAUGAUCCACAAAUUAAACGAUCAAAAAGUCGUAUGACGGAACAGUUGAAGUUUUGUGUCAGUAUUAUUAAAGAUUUAUUACAUAAAAAAAAUAUGGCAUUUGUUUGGCCAUUUGCUAAACCUGUUGAUGCUAAAAAUCUUAAUCUAGAUGAUUAUCAUCAAAUUAUUAAAAAACCUAUGGAUCUUGGAACAGUGAAAAAAAAACUUGAAAAUCGUGAAUAUACAUCACCAGAUGAAUUUGCUACUGAUGUUAGACUAAUAUUUGGCAAUUGUUAUCUUUAUAAUGGACCUAAUACAGAUGUUGUAGCAAUGUGUAGAAAAGUUGAGCAAAUGUUUGAAAAUAAAUAUGCUAAAUUACCCGAUGAACCAGCAAUACCAGUAAAUGUUGAAAUAGAUCCAUCACCAUCAUCAGUUAGUACUGUGCGUAAUAAUGGUCCAAUGCCAUCAUCAACACGAAAACGUAGUCGUAAUCCAUCAAAAAAUCAUAGUAAUAUGAGUAAUACUGGACCACAAACAUCAAUGAUAACAAGUUCUGAUGAUGGUGUAUCAAGUGAUGAAAGUUCAGUUGAUGAAAUGCAAACGAAUGAUGAAAAUACUUUACAACAAUUACGUAUUCUUCAAGAUCAAAUAAAAGUAUUUGGUGAUACAAUAAAUCAAUUAAUUCAACGAGAAAAUGAUCGUGUAACAACACAUCGUAAACGUAAACCAAAAAUUAAACGAAAUAAAACUAAAGUUCGAACACCUCGACAAACAUCUACGUUACCGAAUUCUACAGCAUCUAUUUUAUCCAAUACACUUAAUGAUCAAAAUCCUUUUGCAUCAAUAACAGCAUUAAAUCAAGCUAUACUACCACCGAAUCCUCUUACUAAUACACAACAACCAAUGCCACCAACAGCUACACGUAAUUCUGCUGUACCAAUGGCAAACAAGAAAAAAGAAAAUUCUUCUAUUGCAGGCUUACUUACACCAACACCACCCACACAAUAUCCAACAGGUAGUAAUCUACCUGCACCGAAUGGUAUAAGUCAAUUUAGUAAUAUCCAUCCGGGUCAAUAUCAUGUUACCAAUACAAAUGCUGUUAAAUCAGCACAACCAACAAAAAAUGUUACACCUAUGACCGGUAUUAGUGCAGGUCUAGCUAGUCGUGGUCCUGGUAAAGGUGGUCGUGCUGUUGGUGCACCUGGUACUGGACAAAAACGAACACCAAAGAAACCUACUACAACAACAAUGCAGUCAAAUACGAAUGUUCAACCAACAAUGUCAACAUUUGACAUUGAACAUGAAGAAAAUCCUAAACCAAUGACUUAUGACGAAAAACGUCAACUAAGUCUUGAUAUUAAUAAUUUACCAAGUGAAAAACUUGGUCCUGUCGUUGAGAUUAUACAUCGUCGAGAACCAUCUUUACGUGAUUCAAGUCCCGAUGAGAUGGAAAUUGAUUUUGAAAUGCUCAAACCAUCAACGUUACGUGAAUUAGAAGCCUAUGUUAAUCAAGUUAUUAAACGAAAACCACGUAAACAACCAAAUACAUCUGCUAAUGCUGAAAAACGUAGUCUUGUCAAAGCUCAAAAUGCACAGAAAAAAGAAGAAAUACAAAAAAGACUCGAAAAAGUACAAACACAACUAGGUACUAAAACCAAACAAACAUCUGCUAGUUCAUUAACAAAACGAGAUUCGACAAAUUUUAACUCAAUCGGUGCUACAUCUGGUCUCAUAAAUGCUCCUUCAAGUCAUCCAUUAUCAUCAGUAGCUGCACCAAUAUCAUCAAAACGUUUAAGUGAAAGUUCAGCAUCAGAAAGCGAUUCUGAUUCAUCACGCAAUGGAGACGACACUGACUCCGAGUCAGGUUAG
This is a messenger RNA of Rotaria sp. Silwood2, 2799 nucleotides long. NCBI's taxonomy places the organism in Eukaryota, Metazoa, Rotifera, Eurotatoria, Philodinida, Philodinidae. The record is from the annotation of a GenBank genome assembly.